AUGCCACCGAAAAGAAAAUACAAUGAUGAAUACAUUAAAUUUGGUUUUACCGAUAUUACAGUGAAUAAGGAAGUAAGACCACAGUGCGUGAUUUGUACAACAGUUCUCAGUAAUGAUGCACUAAAACCUGCAAAAUUAGAUGCAACAGCAUCGUUCCAAGAAUUUCACAACUGCACCCCAGAAGACACUUUAUUGUUGACUAACAAUGAACAAGAGGAUAAUCCGAUUAUUGGCAGGAAAAACCAGAGUAAAACUGUUGAAAGUAGAUGUUCAAAAGAACUACCAAACUGUAGAGCAAAAUGUAAUUCAAAAAUUGACGAUGAAUUACGUGAGAAAUUAUUUGCUGCAUAUUGGUCAAUGAAAAACCACAAUAGAAGAACUGAAAUAUUUCUGGAUUAG
Molecule: messenger RNA, 399 nt
Organism: Acyrthosiphon pisum (pea aphid)
Lineage: Eukaryota; Metazoa; Arthropoda; Insecta; Hemiptera; Aphididae
Product: zinc finger BED domain-containing protein 5-like
Exons: 3
Coding region: 1-399 (132 amino acids)
Source: RefSeq, a predicted model, not a curated record